Halichondria panicea is the source of this 1283-nucleotide messenger RNA. RefSeq names its product smad nuclear interacting protein 1-like. Gene Ontology annotation, cellular component: nucleus. The transcript is spliced from 9 exons. Gene Ontology annotation, biological process: miRNA processing. The record is from RefSeq and is a predicted model, not a curated record. Gene Ontology annotation, molecular function: protein binding; mRNA binding. Bases 24 to 1139 code for a protein of 371 amino acids. NCBI's taxonomy places the organism in Eukaryota, Metazoa, Porifera, Demospongiae, Suberitida, Halichondriidae.
CUUGCAUAAUAGUUUUCGUUAAAAUGGAGAGACAGCGAGAAAAAGGUAGAGAGCUAGAGCUAGAGAGAGCAGCACACAGAAGAGAUGCCGGUAGCAGCUCUGAUAGGGAGCGGAGAGACGGGCAUAGAAAUAAAGAUAGUUCUUCUAGAAGCAGAGGAAGAUCAAGAAGCAACAGCCCAAGAAUAAAAGAUAGGGAAGUUCAAGAAUGUGCUAGGGACUCUUCGGAUCGAUCCAGAGAAUAUGGUAAAAAAACAUAUGGGGAACAUCGAAAAGAUUUCAAAGAGCACUAUAGGGACCCAAAGCACAGGGAUCGAAUGCGAGAAAGACAGAAAGACUGUAUCAGAGAUGAACCAAGAGGAGAAAGAGCGAGGCACGAUAGGAUAAGACAGAGGGAUGACGAGAGAUAUGGAGAAGGUGGAGAAGGUGGAGAAGGUGAGCAGGCCGAUCGACAAGGAAAAAGAACCAGUGCCAGUGGAAAUAGUCUAGAUUCCCAGGCUGACGAUUCUCAUCACAGGAAACGGAAGAGAGGGAAUCGAGAUGAGGAGAACAUUGUACAGUAUGAGUUUGGAGGUGCAAGGAAGAAAGAGGAGGCUGGAGAGGGAGAGGGCGAAGUAGACAAGGACAAACCUGACUACGGUCUUUCUGGCAAGCUCACUGCUGAAACCAACACAUACCGAGGAGUUGUAAUCAAGUACAACGAGCCUGAAGAAGCACGGAUACCAAAGACAAGGUGGCGCUUUUAUGGAUUCAAAGGAGAAGAGACGCUACCCACAUUCUAUGUACACAGACAGUCGGCCUACCUGAUAGGAAGAAACCGAACAGUGGUGGACAUGCCCGUCGACCAUCCCUCGUGUUCCGGUCAGCAUGCCGCGUUACAGUACAGAUUGGUUGAGUAUGAAAAGGGGGACGGCACCACUGGCAAAAAAGUCAGGCCAUACAUCAUUGAUCUCGAGUCUACUAAUGGCACCUAUGUGAAUAACAACAGAAUUGAUACAGCAAGAUAUUAUGAACUGAAGGAAGGGGACAUGCUAAAGUUUGGGUUCAGCUCUCGAGAAUAUGUCAUUCUCCAUGAGAAUUCAGAACACGAGAAGUUAGACAUGGAGGAGGCAGGCCAAGAGAACACUAACGAUGAGAGUUGACAGCAUUAGUGCUGUUUGUAUAUUUUACUACGUAACAUCCUGGCUCUAUUACCAACCAGUACCAUUCUUCUCCGUACACAUUAUUAGAUUUUAGCAUGAAAAUACCACAUCCAAGCUAUCAUAUAAUGUCAUGGUGUGUUACAA